AUGGCAGCUAAAACAGAAUUCCAAUUCAGGUGGCUCGUUGAGCUGCUCGACAAGCUGAGCCUCACGAACAGAGGCCACCCACUUUCUCUCGAUAUCGCCCGCCAACACACACUAGCCUGGUUUAAGAAACAUGGCGACAAGAUCAUUCGGCAUGGCCCUUCUGCCCUUGCUUUCUUGGCCUGUGUCCUCCCAAAUCGCCUUCCACAUCGUACUUACGGGUUACGAGAAAAGCGUUUAGCCGAUAUUGUAGCUAAUGCACUCAGGCUUCCCAACCCUGGUCGAAGGCGGACGAAGUUAGAGAGCUGGACCACAGGAGCCGACUUUGCAACACUUGUUGAGGAGGUGAUGCAUGAGGCAGAAAAUCCCCCAGCGCGGAAGCAAGUCACGCUUGAAGAGUUGGACGCCGCCUUAUGUGAGCUUGCAGCAAACUCGGGCUUUUUGGCACCGCAGAUGCAGCGUUUCAGAACCAAUAGGCCUCGGUACAGAAUCCUUGAGCCGAUUCUGAGGCGCCUGAGCAGCAAGGAAGCUAAAUGGCUGAUGCGGAUGCUGCUCAAAGCUUAUAGUUCGGCAGCAAUUCCAGAACAAGCAGUUCUGCGUUCAUUCCACUUCCUUCUACCUGAUUUACUUGCGAUUCAGAACUCCUUUGAGGCGGCCAUAAACACUCUUAACCAUGAAGAUAUGCAGAACAUACCACACAACCCGCCUAUGGAAGAUAGGGAUGGGUUUCGUCAGUUGGCAGCCAAGUGUAUGCACCCGAAGCUAGGAGUUAUGAUACAACGCCAGCCUUACGAUAAAGGGCGCAGCAUAAAGCAUUGCUUGAACAUGGCAGAAGGGCGUACGAUGAGUGUCGAAAGAAAAUACGACGGGGAAUAUUGCCAAAUCCAUAUUGAUGUGUUGAAACCUCACGAUCGGCGUAUCCAAAUAUUUUCAAAAAGCGGUAAGGACUCUACAGCCGAUCGCCAGGGUCUUCAUUGGGCUAUCAAAGAAAGUUUGCAACUCGAUGAUGCGCAAUGCAAGAUAAAAGCAAAUUGUAUCCUGGAAGGGGAACUCCUGGUAUGGAGUCGAUUGAAAGAAAAAAUCCAGCCUUUUCACGCCAUACGAAAACAUGUGCUCCACGGUGGUAGGAACAUUGGGACUGCUGCUGACUCUCCUAGAAGCAAGGACGAUCAUCUCAUUAUCAUGUACUAUGACUUGUUAUACCUGGACAACGAGUCAUUCUUGAAUUCUCCUCUUAGAGAACGGAGAUUGUGUUUGGAGAAGGUUGUCAACCCUAUGGACGGCGUCGGCAUGAUUGGUACGCGCAAUGUGGUGAACUUUAGGCUAAGAGAUGCACAAAACAUCCUUUGCACGCUAUUUGUACGCAGCAUUCGCGAGACAUGGGAGGGACUGGUCCUGAAAGGUAUGCAAGAUCCCUAUUUCUCAUGGGAACGACGCCCCAGGGUGAUUAAGCUGAAGCGAGACUAUGUUACCGGACUUGCACAAAGUGUCGAUCUUUGCAUCAUAGGUGGCUUUCGAGAGCAGCUCGUGGUUGAUCAACUCGGGGUGGGAGAUCUGUCUUGGACUUCGUUUUAUCUCGCUUGUUUUGACAACAAGGACGAGGUGGAAGAAUUCCAGGCCCUGCCAAAGUUUCGAGUGGUGGAUGUGCUUAACACCAACUGUAUUUCGAAGGCUGAUAUCAUUCACCUGAACAGGGAAGGCCAAUAUCGCAGGAUGGACGCUGCGGAGGCCUCUCAAUGUCUUGACGUUUCUUUCGAAAGAAACGGCCCCAGACGAUCGGGUCAACUCUUCAGAAAACCCUUCGUCGUUGAAGUCAUGGGGGCGGGCUUCGAGAAGCCUUCUGAUGCUGCAUAUUUCACUCUGCGCUUCCCCCGGGUGAGGUUGCACUUGGACAGGACGUUUGUUAACACCAGCUCCUUUGAUGAGUUGCAAGCAAUGGCCAAGGAAAGCUUUAAACCCGUCCGUAACUCUGAUACAGAGGAUAUUGUUCGACGGAUACAGAAAGCCAACGGAAAGCAUGCAAUCGUCGAGGAGGGGUGGUCACAAGAGACAUGUCGUGAAGCGGCAGCGAGCUCUGCGGCCUCGACACCUGUCAUGCCCAUCAGUCGGUCCAACGGGCUGCUAAUUGCGCACACGACAGGUAGCUCCUCAGCGCAACUCGGACCCAUCAGUCUUUCCCGCCCACCCCCGACUAUACAGACUGAGGGACCGAUUGCUCCACCAGGAUUGAAUAGACGGCAACCAGGAUCGGAAGUACAGUCUCACCAUCCAGAACCAACGGAGGCUCGGGAUCAAGACCGGAGGUCUAGUGAAGGACGAGACUUAUACAUGGGCUCGAGCUUGAGCUCGAUCACACAUCUUCCACUCAACGAAAAUCCUAACCCUCUAAACACGCGGGGUAAUAGAAGGCCUCUGGAACAAGAUCCGGCCGGGGAAAUAGCUCAGAAUCCGGACAGUAAAAGAACAAAAAGUCAACCUUGUGCAACUGUUCGAUGUCGAGUAGGAGCGUCAUCACUGGCUAUGCUGAAUUCCACCUUUCUCAAGAAACGCUUCCAAUGCACUGUCCCAAACGACAGCCGCUGGAAGGAAAAAGGAGUUCAGGUGUUGGCCCACAUUUGUCGAACUCCAAGUCCGACGGCUGUUGCUUCGGUUAGUCGGAUCCUUACCUCUCAUUGGUGUACAGGAACAGAUAACCCGGUAUUUGGACGUCAAUCAGGAUGUAAAUGCUCCAACUGCAGGCUGAUUCUGAUAAUAGUCGCAGAUGAGUCCAAACUAGUCGAUGUCGCGAGAGAUCUCAAGGAAACGUCCGCUGCUGUCGCUGAUAUCCGGAAGCAAGCUUUAGAGAAGCUGUCUCUUAAUCCCAGGUUUGGAAAGUUGACACACCAAGGGGGUGAGAAUGAUCAGAAACUCGUCGUUUUUUUACUCAAGUCAGCAAGACCAGCGAUAUCUGAAAUCGAAAAAGAAGUUAAAGAGAUAUCAACUGCUUAUGGGUGGUAUGUCACGCGGCUUAACAAGGUUUUCAAAGACCACUUUGCUGGCGCCAUCUUUUUCUCCUUUCCUAAGCCAUUUUUCUCUCCGGCAAUGGCUUGGUCAUUAUUCCAAGGCGUCAAAGGCGCCCCAGACUUCGCGAUUCAAGAUGCGGACGGAGCGCACGACCAUCUUAGGCGUCUGGUCGCCUUGGGCCUCCCUAUGCAAUCUAAGAAUUUGGCGACUCAUUCGGUCGCAGCCCUGGGAUCUGGGUCCGGCGUCGGUCCUGGACCUUCUCAUCCUGGCGUUGAAGGCACUGGGUCCCAUUUUCCGGCCGUCACUAAAGCUUCUCAACUAGAAUCUCAAGGUAGUACUCAGCUUGAAUGGAAAUGGAGUAAGGUCUGCAAAUUGAUGGGUUCACUUGGUUGCGAUGCGGACCAAGUGUGA
Molecule: messenger RNA, 3411 nt
Organism: Exophiala aquamarina CBS 119918
Lineage: Eukaryota; Fungi; Ascomycota; Eurotiomycetes; Chaetothyriales; Herpotrichiellaceae
Exons: 1
Coding region: 1-3411 (1136 amino acids)
Biological process (GO): double-strand break repair via nonhomologous end joining; nucleotide-excision repair, DNA gap filling; DNA recombination
Cellular component (GO): DNA ligase IV complex
Molecular function (GO): DNA ligase (ATP) activity; DNA binding; ATP binding
Source: RefSeq, a predicted model, not a curated record